Thunnus maccoyii (southern bluefin tuna) is the source of this 2288-nucleotide messenger RNA. RefSeq lists its product as uncharacterized. Lineage: Eukaryota; Metazoa; Chordata; Actinopteri; Scombriformes; Scombridae. Bases 1 to 2073 code for a protein of 690 amino acids. The record is from RefSeq and is a predicted model, not a curated record. The transcript is spliced from 9 exons.
AUGCGUCCCUCCUCGCGCCAGCGGGUGGCCGCCUGGCUGCUCGCGCUGCCGUUGGGGAGAGGUGGAGAGGAAUGCGCGCGCCGCGGCCGCCUGGAGAUGAUCUCGUUUUGGCUGCUGUGCUGGAAGCUGUUGAGAGCCACAGCUGGGCUGAGGAGGACAACAGCUGAGCUAACGGACGGUAACCAAGACAACGGUAGCUCCAGCAACAAUAACCCUGUCGACGACUCUCCUACUCCUACGCAGCCAGCAGAUCCAGUUACCAUGGAGAUCAGCUCAUCACCACUGCCAACAGACCUAGAAAGAGAUAACUUAGUUAGCUGCCUCAGCCAGGAAUUAGAAGAACUCCAUUACCCAGAAGUCCAUGGGGUGCAUCAGUCAAUCAGUGACAAGCUGGAGGAAAUAGAGGCUGCCGAGGGAGAAAAUGGAAAAAGAGAUGAAGAUGAGUGUGACUAUCUUGUUUUUGAGAUAGGACGGCAGAAGAAAGGAGAGGAAGGAGGUGAAAGUGAAGGAGGACAAGACACAGAGAGAGGAGAGCCCCGUGUUUUCAACUCAGAUCCUUCAGAGCAGCCUGCAGCCACCAUGUUGAUGGAGGCCUGGGGUCACGACCUCGGCAACAGAGAUGACCUAAGCGACGGUCACCUUAGCGACUGCCUCCAAGCAGAGCUGGCCAUCGUCUACUCGGACAGCGACGCCGGGGAGGAUCAAUGGGCAGCCUUCGCACAAUGUGAAGUCACCAACCAGGAGGAAGCCAGCGGGACAGAAGAGCAGAGAGAGGAAGAGCAGGAGAAGAGGAGUGGAGGUAGGAAUGAUGAUGAGGAGCAGAUGAGGUCGAGGAGAGAUCUUUUCCUGCGAUCUCCUUCUGCCAGCUCUACAGCCAGCUCCUUGGACCCCGACAAGAGGGUUCCUGUAGAUUUCUGUAUCCAACAGGACACCCACAGUGAAAAUGUCUCCACUGAGCAUCUGGACUUCCUGCUGGCCCGCCAGCAGUGGAAGAAGAUGGAGGACGAGGUCAAAGGUCAGCCUAUACCCAAACCGGGGCUCAGAACUCAGGGGAGCUUCCAGGGCACCCAUACUUCACUGUACCCCCCUACUCGCAGCCCGCGACUCAAACACAGAGAAAUCCAUGCCCCUGUGCCCAGGGAGCCCCCUCUAUCUUCCACCCUGUCCCCCAGUUCAGAAGACUCGGGCCUUGAUGACUUGUCAUACCGCAGCCCCCUAGAGGACCCAGAGAGCGCUGUUGAGAGAGAGAUCCGGCUGACUCUGGAGAGAGAGGAACGGCACCGCAGGGAGAGGGGUAUAAUUUCACAUGGCUUGACUAUACCCAGACCAUCCACCCUGCAGACAGGGCGAUCUCCACCCCGACCUCCAGCCUGCCGCACCCCUACUUUGUCCAUCUCUCCAUCCCCGUCCUGCUCCUCUUCCCUUCCCCGAUCUGUCUACCAUGAAAUGACAGCCAAUAAUGUCAUCAUCCUGGAACCUGACUCCUCCAGCUCUGCCUCCAGGAACCGUCUCCUGUCCUCCGCCAUUGGCGGCCUCUCCGAUUGGCCGACAAGUCUGGAUGCCAUGCCCUCCGCCAAUGUCAUUGUUGUGGAAACCUCCAAUCUGAUUAUUCGCAGCGCUUCCGAGUUCUGCCUAAGCUCCGCCCCUGUGUCCAUGGAAACGCAGGAGAGUACUUUCUCAUCCAAUCCGUUUUUUAAGCUGCGCUCCCUCAGCAGCCAGUCACUGGUGGAGCAGGAGAUCCGCAUGGUAAGGCAGAGGGAGGAGGAGUGGAGGAGACAGAGGGAGGAAAUGUGGAGGAGGAGGAGAGAGGAGGAAUGGAGACGGGGGAGAGAGAGGUACGACACUGUUCUGGUGUCUCCGGGCCUGAACGAUAACAUCAGUUACAACGUGCCAGAGGUUGCAGACAGAUGUGUCUCCUCUCCUUCCUCCCCCUCCAGGACCCGCAAGAUGGAACGAUCCAGUUUGUCUUGCGACCACAAGUUCCCCCCUUCCCUCUCUUCGGUGCCACGACGACAGAAUGCCAUGGCACAGCGAUGGGAGGCCUCCCUACUAGCCAAUCAGAAGAAGGAGUGAGCUACGAGACAGCGCUCGACUGACAGCCAUUUAAAGGACCAGUGUGUAGGAUUUAGUGGCAUCUAGCAUUAAGGUUGCAGAUUGCAACCGACUGGAUACCCCUCAUCCCCCUUUCAAGCAUCUAAGGGAGCCUACGGUGGCCGGGCUACUGAAGAAACAUGGCGGUGCAACAUGGCAGGCUCCGUGGAAGAGGACCUGCUCCCUAUGUAGAUAUA